CUCCCAGAACCUGACAACCCAGAGCAUGCACACAUGCUGGCGAAUGUGUGGAUGAACGCCACAAAGCUAGCAGAGUUGGUCAAGAGUGAAGGCCUGGUAUAUAAGAAAGGCAAGUUCUCGGCGAUUGAAGAAGCCCAGCUGAACACAGCAGUCGAAAACUACCGUGUGUCGAGAGGCCUUUCGCAGGAACAGCUCAACGAGAUUAUCUUCUCGAGAGAACGGGGCCGUGACACGUUCUGGUCUGAGAUCACGUCAUCCUUACACCUGCGACCAAUCAUUGCUGUGUACCAUCAUGUUCGUCGAACGCGACAUCCUAUGGGGCAACAAGGGAAGUGGAUGCCGACGGAGGAUGACCUCCUGAUUCAAGCUGUCGCUGACCUGGGCCAGCAGUGGGAGAAAGUCAGUCAAAGGGUUGGCCGGAUGUCUUCGGACUGCAGAGAUAGAUGGCGCAACCACUUGCAGGAUCGUGGCAACCGACGUUCGGGGGCUUGGACUAAGGAAGAGGAAGAGGAGUUGACGCGCAUAGUAACGGAGCAGAUUGCCCAGAGAGGCGGGGAUAUCGACAACGAUAUAUUCUGGGGUGUCGUCAGUCAGCGCAUGGGCGGGAAACGUGGCCGGCAACAGUGUCGCAUUAAAUGGACGGAUUCUAUCAGUACACAGAUAAAGAACCAGGGCGAACGGCCGCGGUGGGGUCAGACGGAUGCUUACAUCCUAGUUCACAAGGUUGAUUCUCUGAAUGUUCGCGAUGACUCCGAGAUUGAUUGGAAGCUGCUUCCGGACGAACAUUGGAACCUCUGGAGCGCACACUCCCUCCAGAGGCGUUGGCUAACCAUGAAGCGGGGCAUCAAGGGGCACGAGGAAAUGACGCAUACAGAAAUCAUGGAGAUCCUGAAGACUAAGAAAGCGCAUGCGCUGCCUAUGCCGACAGCAAGCAAGAAGAAGAAAAGCAAAGUGACGAGCGCGGCGGACGUUGUGGAUGCAGAU
Molecule: messenger RNA, 984 nt
Organism: Postia placenta MAD-698-R-SB12
Lineage: Eukaryota; Fungi; Basidiomycota; Agaricomycetes; Polyporales; Adustoporiaceae
Exons: 9
Biological process (GO): regulation of DNA-templated transcription
Cellular component (GO): nucleus
Molecular function (GO): DNA-binding transcription factor activity; transcription cis-regulatory region binding
Source: RefSeq, a predicted model, not a curated record